Messenger RNA from Toxotes jaculatrix (banded archerfish), 9376 nucleotides. RefSeq names its product SET binding factor 1 (gene sbf1). Bases 128 to 5965 code for a protein of 1945 amino acids. The record is from RefSeq and is a predicted model, not a curated record. Lineage: Eukaryota; Metazoa; Chordata; Actinopteri; Toxotidae. The transcript has 43 exons.
GGGUGCAGCUGGAAGGAUGCUACUGUCGCCCGUGAUGUGUCUGUCGCCGGCAGGACGUAAAUGGACAAUUGACGGCAAAAAGAGCAGAGGAUUCAGCGAGAAAGGCCUGUCGCCGUGAGCUCCAAAGAUGGCCAGGCUCGCCGACUACUUUGUAGUUGUCGGCUACGACCUCGACAAGCGAGUGGAGGGUGAAGGUCAAGGUCGCAUUCUCCAGCGGUUUCCUGAGAAAGACUGGGAGGACAGCCCAUUCCCACAAGGCAUAGAGCUGUUCUGUCAGCCCAGUGGUUGGCAGCUGGUUCCUGAGCAGCAGCCUGCCUCCUUCUUUGUAGCGGUUUUGACUGACAUCAACUCCGACCGUCACUACUGUGCCUGCUUCACCUUCUGGGAGGGCCUGGACAACCCACAGCUGCAGAAGGUUGAGGCCAGCGAGGUGGAUGAGGUGGAUGAGGAGCCGGCCGUCGUCCAACCAGCUAAGGUCUUUGCCCCCAAGAGCCUGGUGCUGGUGUCCCAACUGGACUACACCGAGGUGUUCAGGAACUGUCUGGGUCUUAUCUACACCAUCUAUGUAGAUGGCCUCUCUGCCCCUUUGGAAACGGUGAUCGGAAAUCUCCUCACUUGUGUCAUCCCCAUUGCUGGAGGUUCCCAGAUAGAUGAAUCCCCAGUUUGUAGUUUAGACAAGGUUCCUCAGGCCCUGGCCUGUGACUGGCUGCUGGCCUGUCUCCAGCCGGGCCAAGAGGAGAAAGAGGAGAGAUUGAGGACUAUAACAUUAGGUGCUGGCGACCGGCAAGUUAUCCAGACUCCAAUCGAUGACUCACUUCCUGUCAGCGGCAGCAGUGUGGCCCAGCUCUUCAGACAGCUCGGUAUAGUCAACGUGUUGUAUCUGUUCUGCGCUGCCUUGACGGAACAUAAGAUCCUGUUCCUGUCCAGCAGCUACCAGAGACUAACAGACGCCUGCCGUGGACUGCUGGCCAUCAUGUUCCCCCUCAAAUACAGCUUCACCUACGUUCCCAUCCUACCGGGAAAACUACUAGAGGUCCUGAGCACGCCCACUCCCUUCAUCAUCGGUGUCAAUUCAUUCUUCCGCUCCGAGACACAAGAACUGCUGGACGUGAUCAUCGCCGACCUGGACGGUGGUACGGUGACGAUCCCUGAGUGCGUCCACAUUUCCCUGCUACCUGAACCGCUCCUUCAGCAGACCCAGACUGCACUCUCCAUGGUUUUGGAUCCAGAGCUGGAAGUUGCUGAUCAUGCCUUCCCCCCACCGUCCACACAACCCUCUUCACUCAAGAUCCAGGAUAAGGAGAUCCGUGCAGUCUUCCUGUGGCUGUUCGCUCGGCUCUUCCAGGGCUAUCGCUGGUGUUUACACAUCAUUCGCAUUCACCCUGAACCAGUGAUCCGCUUCCACAAGGCUGCCUUCCUGGGCCACAGGACGCUGACGGAGGACGACUUCCUCACGAAGGUGUUGGACGGCAUGGCGUUUGCAGGUUUCGUGUCAGAGAGGGGGCCUCCUUACAGAGCCACUGACCUAUUUGAUGAUCUGGUAGCCAAUGAGGUGGAGCGGAUACGACAAGAGGAGGCCUGUCCACACAAAGUCAUGGUCCACGUCAAGGAGCUGGCUGAGCAGCUCUUCAAAAACGAGAAUCCCUACCCGGCAGUGGCCAUGCACAAAGUCCAGCGACCGUCAGAAAACAGCCAGAACACUGUACAGAAUCAGAUACCCUUCCCUGUGCUGGACGAGGUCGCCGUGCAGCUCUUCAUCGACCACGCUGCCGCCAAGCUCAAGACCGCACCUCCUGUGGUCAAGGUGGAGGUCAAGAGCAUGGUGCCAUCCGGGCCCCCACUAGGAGACAUUGUGGACAGGAAUGGAAACGUGAUGGCAAACAGCGCCCGCAGGCUGGAGGUGGUCAGGAAUUGCAUCGCAUACAUCUUUGAGAACAAGAUGCUGGAGGCAAAGAAGCUGAUGCCAGCUGUACUGCGAGCACUAAAGGGUCGGGCAGCCCGGGUUUGUUUGACCCAGGAGCUCAAUCAGCACGUCCUACAGAAUCGAGCUGUGCUGGAUGACCAGCAGUUCGACUACAUUGUCCGCAUGAUGAACUGCACCUUACAGGACUGUUCACAUAUGGAUGAACACGGCAUUGCAGCUGCCCUGCUUCCGUUGGUCACAGCCUUCUGCAGAAAACUAGGCGCAGGCAUCACUCAGUUUGCCUACAGCUGUGUACAGGAGCACAUGGUGUGGACCAACAUGCAGUUCUGGGAGGCCAUGUUCUACAGUGAUGUCCAGAAUCACAUCAGGGCUCUGUACCUGGAGACGGAGGACGGGGAGCAGCAGAAGAACUCAGAGCAGCAGGACGGGUCAGGCAGCAGAAGGGAAAUCAGCGCCCUGGAGCUGGCGUCAGAGCAGAACAGACUGUGGCCGACGCUCACCAAGGAAUUGCAGACAGAGCGUGUGCAGAAGGAGGAGAGCACGGUGUUCAGCCAGGCCAUCCACUACGCCAACAGGAUGAGCUACCUGCUGCUGCCGCUGGACACCAGCAAGAACCGCCUGCUGAGGAGCACGGGCCUCGGAGACGUGGAGAGUGUGAGCAACAGCUACGUCACCAACAGUAUUGCAGGCAGCAUGGCGGAGAGCUACGACACAGAGAGCGGCUUUGAAGACGCUGAGAGCUCCGACGUGGCCAACUCUGUGGUGCGCUUCAUUAACCGCUUUGUCGACAAAGUGUGCAAUGAGAGCGGCGUGACCAACGAGCACCUGAAGGCUCUCCACACCAUGAUACCAGACAUUGUUCAGAUGCACAUUGAGACGCUAGACGCAGUCCACAGGGAGAGUAAGAGACUGCCUCCAAUCCAAAAGCCCAAGCUGCUGAGGCCGACUCUGUUGCCAGGUGAGGAGCUGGUGAUGGAUGCCAUGCGGGUUCACCUGAUUCCCGACGGCCGUGAGGAGGCCACGGGGCUGAUGGGAGGUCCGCCUCUGCUCCCUGCUGAGGGUGCUAUCUUCCUCACCACCUACCGCCUCAUCUUCAAGGGCACGCCUACAGACCCACUGGUGGGUGAGCAGGUGGUCACUCGCUCCUUCCCCAUUGCCUCUCUGACCAAGGAGAAGAGGAUCUCAGUCACUUUACCCAUGGACCAGUUUGUCCAAGAGGGGCUGCAGCUAAGAUCCUGCACCUUCCAGCUAAUGAAGAUUGCGUUUGAUGAGGAAGUUGCGUCGGACCUGGCUGAGGUUUUCAGGAAGCACAUGCACAAGCUGCGUUAUCCUCAGCAUGUCCAGGGCACCUUUGCUUUCACUGUGGGUCAGUGUGGCAAGUUGGUGGUGGAGCACAAGGCCAAGGACAAGAACCAGUCGCUCAAGACACUUUCCAAGAACCUGGUGAAGAGUGCCAAAAGGACCAUUGGUCGGCAGUAUGUGACCAGGAAGAAGUACUCUCCCCCCACGUUGGAGAACAGGAGCAGCUUCCAGUCAGAGCUGGAUGAGGAUGAAAUCUCAGUCUCAGAGGAGGUGGACCAGAGCUCCCUCACCCUCUCCUCUACCAUCCGCUCAUCGGACAGACAGACCAUGAGCAACGUGGUGGAGCGAGCCUGUUGUCGCGACUACCAGCGCCUGGGUCUGGGCACGCUCAGCAACAGCCUGACACGUUCCAAGAAUGAGCCCUUCAGGAUUUCGACCGCUAACCGCAUGUACACCAUCUGCAGAAGCUACCCCGGCCUGCUGAUAGUGCCUCAGAGCAUCCCAGACGCGACCAUCCACAGAAUCUGCCGUUGUUAUCGUCAGAACCGCUUCCCUGUGGUUUGCUGGAGGAAUUCAAGAACUAAGGCCGUCCUGCUGCGCUCUGCAGGCCUCCACGCUAAGGGUGUGGUGGGCUUCUUUAAGUCCUCCAACGCCUCCACUGCAGUUCCCUCCCAGGCAGACUCCACCAGUCUGGAGCAGGAGAAAUACCUGCAGGCCAUCAUCAGCUCCAUGCCUUCGUACAGUGAGAGCAGCGGCAGGAACACUCUCAGCGGCUUCACCUCCACACAUAUGAGCACCUCCGACUCAUCAGAUAAGCUGAGGCAGCCCAAGAUCGGCGCUCUGAUGAAACAGGUGAUGGGCACCAAGGAGGAUGUUCCCGGAACCUUCAGCAGAGGAGCUCUUGGUCAAAGGGCGAAAGUCAUCUCCCUCUCUCAGCCCAAAGUGUCUGGCAAGGCCAGGAACUCUCCUAGAGGUAAAUGGGGCAGUAUCCGAGGCAGUGGGCGUCUAAGUGCCUACAACCCAGACGUGGGGACGCGUCUGGCUGGAAAAGAGUCCCCGCAGCCCAAUGGAGGGCCAAGCGAGGCGUUGUUCCUCCGCCAGCAGAAGGCCUACCUCUACAUCAUCGGAGACAAGGCCCAGCUCAAGGGAGGGAAGCAGGACGCGUUCCAGCAGUGGGAGGUGGUUCCCAUCGAGGUUUGUGACGUGCGGCAGGUGAAGAACAGCUUUAAAAAGCUGAUGAAGGCCUGCGUGCCGAGCUCCCAACUCCCUGAUCCCAGCACGAGCUUCCUGCGCUGCCUGGAAGAGUCUGAGUGGAUGGCUCUGCUGCACAGGGUACUGCAGGUAUCUGUCCUGGUGGUGGAACUUCUCGAUGCAGGUUCAUCAGUCAUGGUCAGCCUGGAGGACGGCUGGGACGUCACCACACAGGUGGUGUCCCUGGUGCAGCUGCUGUCUGACCCCUACUACAGAACCUUUGACGGCUUCCGGCUGCUGGUGGAGAAAGAGUGGCUGUCGUUCGGCCACAGGUUCAGCCACCGUGGGGCGCAGACGCUAGGCAGCCAGAGCAGCGGCUUCACCCCCGUCUUCCUGCAGUUUCUCGACUGCGUGCACCAGAUCCACCUCCAGUUCCCCAUGGAGUUUGAGUUCAGUCAGUACUACCUGAAGUUCCUGGCCUACCACUACGUCUCCAACCGCUUCCGCACCUUCCUCCUCGACUCCGACUACGAACGCAUUGAGCUGGGAGUGCUUUAUGAGGAGAAAGGUGAGAGGAAAAGCCCUCAGGUGUGUAAGUCUGUGUGGGACUACAUCGACAGGCUCAACAAGAAAACACCCAUCUUCUACAACUACAUGUUCUCUCCUGAGGAUGAGGAGGUGCUGCGGCCAUACACCUUCAUCUCCAACCUGAAGGUGUGGGACUUCUACAUGGAGGAGACUCUGUCGGAGGGUCCGUCCUACGACUGGGAGCUGAGGGGCCGGCAGGAGCGCGUGGCAGAGGAGGCGCCGGAGAAACCCGACACCAGCGGGCCCAAGUCUCAGCGGCGCGUCGUGUGGCCGUGUUACGACAGCCUGAGCAAGGUGGUGCCUGACGCCAUCACCAAGCUGCUGCAGGACCUGCAGAGUCUGGAGGCCGAGCUCGGUCAGACGUCAGAGAAGUGGAAGGACACGUGGGACAAAAUCAAGACCACGCAGAGAACGGAGACCAAACUGGAGAGCAAGCCGUCGUUCUCCAGCUCCCUGCUGAUGUCGUCCAACCUGAGCCACCAGCGGCGCUCUCAGGGCGUCUACCUGCAAGAGAGCGGCGUGGGGUCCUCCAUCAACCUGGCUCUGGACUGCGAGGCCAGCGCCACCUCCACGCCCGUUCCCGGUCGGCCGAGCACCAGCACCCUCUACAGCCAGUUCCAGAGCACCGAGAGCGAGAACAGGAGUUUUGAAGGCAUCCUGUUCAAGAAGGGGGCAUUGUUGAAACCAUGGAAACCACGGUGGUUUGUCCUGGACAAGACCAAACAUCAGCUGAGAUACUACGAGUCCAGGCAGGAUAAGGAGUGUAAAGGGGUGAUUGAGCUGGCUGAGGUGGAGUCUGUCACUCCGGGAACACCCGCCAUGGGAGCACCGAAGAACGUCGAGGAGAAAGCCUUCUUUGAUCUCAAGACGACCAAACGAGUGUAUAACUUCUGUGCCCAGGACAGCCUGAACGCACAGCUGUGGAUGGACAGUGUUCAGAGCUGCUUGUCAGACGCCUAAAGUGGAGGCUGGACUCUUUAAGGAGCAAAUGCAACCAGGAAACGAAUAAGCGGUGCCGUGCCGCGGCACCAUGACGGACAUCUCUGCCAGCCAAUCCCAGCGAAGCGGGGAGGGGAAGGGGAAGGGGCCUUUCACCACUUAAGCUCUGUUCUGUUCGCUAGUGUUGAACUAAUAACCGUGUGUCACAACGUUUCAGUGUUUUUGUUAUAAAAAAAAAAUAAGAAAAAGACAAAAAAAACAAACAAACCCCAAAACAAACAUGUCCCUGAAGAACCACUCGCUGUCGUCUCACCAAGUAGCUACAGCCUAUUGCCUCCCUGACAGUCUGACCACUAUGUGUGCUGGAUGUCUGUGUGCACAAAAACAAUACAUAUUAAAGCACGUUGUCGCUUUUUUUUUUUGUGAGGCGUCCCGCAGCUUGGACCAGCAUGAAGAUCUAUCCAGACCCCUCCCACCUUGAAACCACGACCAACCUGUUCUCCUUCCUCACCGACUGAGGGUCUGGGGUCUGGGGUCUAGGGUCUGGGGCCUGGGGUGAUGAUGGAGGAGCGGCGGUCGACCGUCACCCCAGCCAUACACACACACGCACACAACUCAGACUGCUCCGGAGAAGCACCCACAUGAUGGACUGAUGGGUUGACGGACCAAAAUACCCCUAAGGAAGGAAUGCAGUGACAGGAAGCGCUCUUUCUUCCAGUCCUCUGAGGUCUCCGAUCUCUCUGCCUCUCACUGCCUGAUGUAGCCCAUUCGCAGUAUAUUUAGAAGGCGUUUUAGAGAAGUGGAGUAUGUUACUGCAACUGCAAGGGGAUGGAGGAGGGGGAGGGGGAGCAACACCUCAACGGUUCAUGAAGGAUUUCCUUUUCAUUUUUUUUUUUCUAAAAUCUCAAAUUUGUACCAGGAAGUGAUCAAUGCUCAUCACCUGUGGUCAGCAGGCGGUGACCAUAUAUAUAUAUAUAUAUAUAUACAUACAUAUAUAUAUAUAUAUAUAUACUGUGAAAGCCAUGAAUUAGUCAUAGAGAUCAAAUCGGGAGAGCCAGUCGGAGAUUCGAGUCUGUCAGGUGUGUCGGAGCGUGUCGGUCGGUGAACUUUCACUGCAAGUGUUUACAAAGCAGACAAAACUUCCCUCACUAAGCUGAACUCUGCUCUUCAACCAGGCGUUUGUUUCUCAACCACUAUUAAUAACGCUCUGAUUUUUUUUUUACGGGAGGCCAGGAGGAAGAAGGAUGGAUUUAUUUCACUGUCACGUCUUCAAAACAGCAAGAGACCUGGAAGGAAGGAAGUAAAGAGGGUUACUAAAGGAGCAGAAUGAAAGUUGAUAGUUGUUUUUUUUUUUUUGUUUUUGUUUUGUUGAUGGAUACUGACUCACCACAGUGCUCUGGCAGGAUGUUUGUUAAAGGAAAUUGCAUUAUUUUGCAACCCAGGUCUUGUUCUCAUAAUAGUUUCUCUGUGGUUUGUGCUAAAUUUGCUUUCACCACCUCCAACACGUAUGAUGAUGAGGCAUAUCGGGGAGAACAGUGUGAGACGGAAGAAGCUUUUCAGACACAUGUGAACUGAAAUGCAGGAAUCGUUUCAAACGCUUGUCUCCGAGUCUGAGAGUGAGCACAGAAAUUAGCCUCUCGGUUCACAGCUAACACCCAGCCGGUUUAGACAAACUUCCUGUUUGGUUAGCCACCUAGCAUGCUACCUGAAAUAACACAUUUCUAUCACUGAACAUUUCAUAUGUAGAAAGAUUCUGCUUCAGAUGUUAUUUAGAUCAAACAGAGUUAUUCUGAAAGACAGUAACAGAAACAAAGCUCCUGUUGUUUGCGGCUGCUUCUCCAGCAUGUAGGUACACUAAUACAGCAGAGACUCACACAUGUAACACACCGGCAUGUGAACAGGCUGGUUUGGUUAGUGGGGUGCUAGCUCUACAGUCGUGAGGGCUCAUUUCAGAGUUCAGUUUGGACUUGGAGACGAACAUUUGAAGUGAUACAUGAUCACUGUCCCUGUUAAAAAAAAAAAAUUCAGCUUCCUAAAUUUCUACAAAUGGAGGCGAUGAGUGUGAAGUUAACAUGACCCAUCAGUCAUAAUGGACACAGGUGUGAGAACAAGACUGAAGUUUAAAAAAUAAUAAUAAUGCUGAGUCAGGUUCCACCACAGUCACCUGUGCUCUGUGUUUCAGGUGUGAGUCUGAUGCUGCUCAGACUCACUGCACCUGUUUCAGAAGCUGAAACUUCCUUAGGCGAGUUUCCAUCUGUUAGAUGACUUUUUGUUUUUUUUAAAUGGUUUGUCAGACUGCCCCCCCACCACCACCACACCCCCCACCCCCCCAACCUCUGUUCACCCCUCUCCUCCACACACAGAAACCACUUAGAACCCACACUUGUUAACACAAACCCUCCUAUGUAAAAUAUGGUUCUACUGCUGUCUUGUUGAAAAUAAAAUUUGAAAUUGUAGAUUUUUUUUUUUUGUCUAAUAACUCCUUUGUAUAUACUACUCCAGAUUUGUAUGUAACGUUUAUGGUAGUAAUUUAUUUAACUUGUCUCCUCAGUAAGAAAGUUCCUCAAGCACCACUUUAUUUUUAAAUUAGGAAUUCAAUGUGCCAUUUGUUUAUUUCUGUAUUAAUGUGACUAAUGGUUGUUUUUUUUUUGAGAAAAUGUACAAGUAAACCCUCAACGUAUUUUUUUUUUGUAAACACUGUUGUCCUUACUCAACACCAACCGUUAAUGCGAGAGUGGAAAUGGUGUGUUAGUGGAAGAAUAAGCCUCUGGGGUGGUUUUGUUUUUUUUAAAAGGCUGGUUGGAUUUUAAGCAUGUUAGUCGCCCACAGUUAGUGGGAUUUCUGGGUGUAGAUUACGGUCAAAUAAAUCCGUACGGACAGAAGUCUCACUGCUGCUGGGUUCUGCUAACUGGCGACAGUCAGAAACAAGAUGGAACCAAAAAAAAAAAGUUCAGUCAUUUAAACCAAUCAGAACAAGACAAAUGAAACCAGUUCUACCAGUUAAAUUAAAUCAAGUCUACAGACCAAGACAGCUGGCGUACACAGCAUCAUGAUCGUACAUCAGACCCAGGCGACCUUGUGCAUCUUAAAAUAAACGUCCCCUGAGGAACAGACGGACCAAAGUGUCAGCAGGAACCACAGCAGCAGCCAGAACCCUGUCUGUGGGAUGAUGGUUCCCUCGUGUUCUGACUGUAGUCUACAUCCAGUCAGACCCAGCUCAUCAUUUCACUCUAGUUUACUCAUCUCUCAUCCGUGGUAACUCUUUACAACAGUCAAGCUAAAUUAACCGCAGCAAUUUGACAUAAUCUUUUUUAUUUAUUUUGUUUUUGUUUUGUUUUUUUUAAUUAGAAAUGACAUUCUGAGCCGGGUUAUGUUGUCAAUCAUGUCAGUAUAGUUUUUAGAAUCCAAAUAAAAACCGUGGGUUUAAAUGUU